AUGUCUCGAUAUGACGAAGUUGGAUUCAAUCUGUCAAUGUGGUUUCACAUCAACAUUUCUCUAUUUUCGUGUGCAGUUCUGGUCAUCCUCUGUGGGAGAAAGAAAAUAACGCGUGCCAAAACUCGCGAACGAGAUGUUCCCAGUGGCUUCGGUACAACUACAAUGGGCGGCGGUGGAGCGACGACUACGGCCAUGGCCACUUGUGCAAUCGACAAUCCAUCGAGACAUGCGAAACCAGUAGACAAUUCGAAAAUUAAGGGAUUGUCGAGAAAAACGGAGGAGGAUAAGAAAGAAGAAGACGGCGAGAAAAAGAAAAGAGAUAAAUCUAUUAAAAAAUCGGAAAAAGAGAAAGAGAAGGGAAAGAGCGUUCAGAAAAAGGUAGAGUCGAAAAAAGAAUCAAAAAAAGAGUCGAAGAAAGAAUCAAAGAAAGAAUCGAAGAAGGAGUCCGAAAAAGACAAAAAAGAUAAAAUGGACGAGUCGAAAAAAACAGAGUUGUCCAGGGACUUGGUUGAGGAAAAGAAAGAAGAAAAGAAUGAAAAACAGAAUAAUGCAAAACUGGAUGGUUUGACACCAAAGCAGUUCCAAAUGACCGACAAGGAGAAAGCGAUUGCAGCUGGGUUGAAGGUCGAGAAGGUCAACAAAGAUUAUCAAACUUUCAAUGACUGCAAAAGCGAUUGGGGAGAUGACGAGGUUCCGGAGAAAAAGAAAACGGAGGAUGGUGACGAAAAAAAGAUGAAGACGGCGGACGAGGAAGAGAAGAAAAAAGACCUUAAAGGAUGA
Messenger RNA from Caenorhabditis remanei, 780 nucleotides. RefSeq lists its product as uncharacterized. The record is from RefSeq and is a predicted model, not a curated record. NCBI's taxonomy places the organism in Eukaryota, Metazoa, Nematoda, Chromadorea, Rhabditida, Rhabditidae. The coding region runs from base 1 to 780 and encodes 259 amino acids. The transcript is spliced from 4 exons.